Molecule: messenger RNA, 1725 nt
Organism: Syngnathus typhle (broad-nosed pipefish)
Lineage: Eukaryota; Metazoa; Chordata; Actinopteri; Syngnathiformes; Syngnathidae
Gene: alg8
Product: ALG8 alpha-1,3-glucosyltransferase
Exons: 13
Coding region: 52-1614 (520 amino acids)
Biological process (GO): protein N-linked glycosylation
Cellular component (GO): endoplasmic reticulum membrane
Molecular function (GO): dolichyl pyrophosphate Glc1Man9GlcNAc2 alpha-1,3-glucosyltransferase activity
Source: RefSeq, a predicted model, not a curated record
CAGUACGCUUGUUGUCAAUAAAGUUCUUAAUUCAAAAACUCACGAGCGGUCAUGGUGGCCACCACGGUGGACAGGGGAAACUGGUUUCCAGCGUUAGCUCUGGGGGUUUCCUUCUUCAAAGCUCUGUUUAUCAACGCCUAUCAUUCCACAGACUUUGAGGUGCACAGGAACUGGUUGGCCAUCACACACAGCUUGCCGGUGUCCAGAUGGUACCAUGAGAAUACAUCAGAGUGGACGCUGGACUACCCACCGCUUUUCGCCUGGUUUGAGUUCGGUCUUUCCCAUGUCGCUCGGCACUUUGACAACAAGAUGCUGUCGGUGGACAACCUAAACUACGCCAGUCCGGCUACCGUCCUCUUCCAGAGACUCUCGGUCAUCUUCACGGACCUGCUUUUUAUCUACGCUGCCAGAGAAUGCUGCAGGUGCGUUCGUGAUCGGAAAGGAACACGGGACAUCUUUAAUCAGCCGUCUUUUGUCCUGGCUGUGCUGCUGCUCUGGAACUUUGGCCUUCUCAUUGUUGACCACAUUCAUUUUCAGUACAAUGGCUUCCUCUUUGGUUUUCUAUUGCUGUCCAUCGCCAAACACCUGCAGUCUCAGCACCUGCAGGGGGCGCUGCUUUUUGCCAUCCUCCUCAACCUGAAGCACAUCUACCUGUACGUGGCUCCGGCCUACGGCAUCUUCCUGCUGAGGAGCUACUGCUUUACACACGAUGGCUCCAUGAGAUGGCGGAGCUUCAACCCGCUUCGCCUGCUCGCUCUCGGCAGCAUUGUGGUUUCUGUGUGCGCGCUUUCCUUUGGCCCGUUUAUUACUAUGGGUCAGCUUCCUCAGGUGCUGUCCCGCCUCUUCCCCUUCAAACGAGGACUCUGUCACGCCUACUGGGCUCCAAACGUGUGGGCCCUCUACAACAUCUUAGAUAAAAGCCUAGCCACCCUGGGAGUUCGUUUGAAGCUUCUGAAAGAGACGACACUCCCUCGGGCCUCCAUGACGGGCGGGUUGGUUCAAGAAUUCCAACACUCUGUUCUUCCUUCUGUCACUCCGUCUGUCACACUCAUCUGCACUCUGCUGUCCAUCCUGCCGGCAUUGGCGUCCAUCUGGCGCCGUCCUCGCGGCGCUCGUGAGUUUUUACGCUGCCUGCUGCUGUGCGCGCUCGCCUCCUUUGCCUUCGGCUGGCACGUCCACGAGAAAGCCAUCCUCAUCGCCAUCCUGCCGCUCAGUCUGCUGGCAGUCGAGAGCAGAGAGGACGCUGGGAUCUUCUUGCUUCUCAGCACAGCGGGUCAUUACUCGCUCUUUCCCUUGCUCUUCACCCCGGCAGAGCUGCUCAUCAAAUGUGCACUGAUGCUGAUGUUCACCAUCUUCUCUUUUGCUGCUCUGGGGAGACUCCACAGUGGGCAGGGGUCCUUGCUUCACCCCCUGGAGGUGGUCUACCUCUCAGGUCUAGUUGUGGUGGCCGUCGCUUGCGAGCUCGUCUUUCCUUUGACGCCAUGGCAACAGAAGCUGCCCUUCCUCCCGCUGCUGGCCACGUCCGUGUACACCGCAUUGGGCGUCUGCUACUCCUUCUUACGUCUCUACGUGACGCUCAUGCGACAAGACAGUGGAAAGUCCAAACAGCUAUGAGACACUGUGUCGCGGGUUUCCAUUCCUGCGCUGAAGUUUGUCAGGUAACCAGCAGGAAUGCAAGAACUGUUUACAUUCAAUGGAUCAAUAAAGUUUCUGUUUUGCAUCUUG